Molecule: messenger RNA, 585 nt
Organism: Rodentolepis nana
Lineage: Eukaryota; Metazoa; Platyhelminthes; Cestoda; Cyclophyllidea; Hymenolepididae
Source: the annotation of a GenBank genome assembly
AUGCCCGGCAUUCCGCCUCUGGCCCGUUUUGAUGAAGUGGAAACGGAUUCCGAAACUUCCAGUGACUACACCUCCACCUCUGACUGGAACUAUAAUAGUUAUACUCGAGAUGGACUUAUUCGAUCUGACUAUGAUUAUCGUCAACUUUUGCAUCGGAGGCAACUAAUGGCUAUUCGAAAACUAAUCAACGAUUCGGAGUCAAGUCCAAAAGAUGAAGCUAAAGGUUCCGAUGAAGGGGCAUAUGCUUCGUCUGAUUCCUCUGAGAGUACUGAUGCAUAUGAAUUGAAAUCGUUUCAAGUGAAAGGUUCUGAUAGUUGUAGAAGGAAGCUGGUUCCUCCUCCGAUUCUCAAAUUAGAGAAUAUGGCAGAAAGACGAGUUCAACCUUUAGAACUUAAGAAAGAGAUAAUAUGCUCGGUACCUGAUGCGGAAGAGAAUUGCAAAAGACGAUAUAAAAAAGAGAAGGAAAAAUUGCUUUUGAGAACUUCUACUCAACCGCCACAUAACCGAACCAUCACAACAGAUCGUCUAGUCUCCUUGCAACCUUCAAAUGCGAUACAUCAAGGUGAACAAGAACUUUUCCAUUAA